AUGGCGACUAGUAUUCCACACUGCUAUUUCCACAACACCUCUUCAAUCUUAAAACCACACCUUGUGUUGGAAGCCACCCGCACAAACCCACCUCUUAAAAUUCCCGAAUUACCUCGAAUUCCCCGCUUAAUACCCUCUCUGAAAUACGUUUGCAAACAGGGAGGGCUGAGAGAAGCAUUUCAAUCGUUUAGUGGGUUUUUCACCCAGCAUAAUCCACUGAUCUCCAUCCCAGAGGAAGCUUAUGCACCAGUUUUAGAGCUCUGCGCAUCCAAUGAAGCUCUCUCACAAGGGCAACAGUGUGGGUCUAUCGUGAAUGCAGAGAAACUGUUUGUGAAAAUGCCUCAAAGAACGAUUUUUACAUGGAAUGCUAUGAUUGGAGCUUAUGUUUCAAAUGGGGAACCUCUGGAACUUGGAGAAAUUGCAGCAAAUAAACUCUUAGAAUUGGACCCAGAUAAUCCAGGAAAUUAUGUGUUGAUAUCUAAUGUCUUUGCUGCAAGUCGAAGAUGGAAAGAUGUUAAAGGAGUGAGAUUGAGAAUGAAGGGAAGUGGAUUGAAGAAAAAUCCCGGAUGUAGUUGGAUUGAGAUUGGAAAUAAGGUUCAUACUUUCAUGGCAAGAGACAAAUCUCAUCCGGAGUCUAAUGAGAUAUACCGAAAAUUGGCUGAGAUUACCAGGAAGUUGGAAAGGGAAGGAGGCUAUGUAGCCCAAACAAGGUUUGUUUUGCAUAAUGCAGAUGAAAAACAUAAAGUUGAGAUGCUAUAUGGGCAUAGUGAAAGGCUUGCCAUUGCAUAUGGUGUGCUUAAGAUUCCGAAAGGAACACCUAUUCGGAUAACAAAGAAUCUUCGUGUUUGUGGUGAUUGCCAUUCUUUCUGCAAGCUUGUUUCCAAGUUGCUGGAACGAGAACUUGUUAUAAGGGAUGCCAACAGAUUUCAUCAUUUUGAAGAAGUGAGAUUGAGAAUGAAGGGAAGUGGAUUGAAGAAAAAUCCCAAAUGUAGUUGGAUUGAGAUUGGAAAUAAGGUUCAUACUUCCAUGGCAAGAGACAAAUAUCUUCCAGAGUCCAAUGAGAUAUACCGAAAGUUGGCUGAGAUUAUCAGGAACUUGGAGAGGGAAGGAGGCUACGAAGCCCAAACAAGGUUUGUUCUGCACAAUGCAGACAAAAAAGAGAAAAUUGAGAUGCUAUAUGGGCAUAGUGAAAGGCUUGCCAUUGCAUAUGGCGUGCUUAAGAUUCCGAAAGGAACGCCUAUUCGGAUAACAAAGAAUCUUCGUGUUUGUGGUGAUUGCCAUUCUUUCUGCAAGCUGGUUUCUAAGUUGCUGGAACGAGAACUUGUUGUAAGGGACGUUAAUAGAUUUCAUCACUUUGAAGGGGGACUAUGUUCUUGUGGGGAUUUUUGGUAA
This is a messenger RNA of Carica papaya (papaya), 1392 nucleotides long. The record is from RefSeq and is a predicted model, not a curated record. Lineage: Eukaryota; Viridiplantae; Streptophyta; Magnoliopsida; Brassicales; Caricaceae.